AAAAUACCGUAGUAGAUUCGAUGUAACUUGCAGAAAAGUAGGACAUAAAACGACGUGCUGGAAGCGGGAGUGGGACAAAUUUAGAAAGUCUUCCAGUUUAACAAUGUCGGAACUAGAUUUGUUUCGAGAAUUUCUUAUAGAGCGACUAACAACGGAAGCUUUAGAGAUUUUCGGAGCCGUUGAAAAGACGUUUACCAAGUACGAUGAAAGCGCACGACUACCACGGUUGGACGUUAAACCGGAGAUCAAUCUACACCUAACGGAUGUGCAGCAGCUCUCUGUCCCGGAGCCCCCACAGAUUAAAGAGGAACAGGAGCUGUGGACCAGUCAGGAGGAAGAGCAGCUCCAAGGACUGCAGUCUGAAACUACAGGCUCCAUCUUCGCCCAGGAGUUUUCAAAAGACAGAAUGUCAAAACUACACUUGGUUCUCCAUGAGAAACUAACUACAGCAGGUUUAGAGAUUUUCGUCAAAGUGGAAAAGAAGUUUGCUGAGUACGAAGAAGAAAUUAUGCAACUGCAACGGUUGUUGGACGUUGUUACUCAACCUGAGGUCAAGCUACACAGAAUAGAUGUGCAGCAGCUCUCUCUCCCGGAGCCCCCUCAGAUUAAAGAAGAACAGGACCUGUGGACCAGUCAGGAGGAAGAGCUGCUCCAAGGACUGCAGUCUGAAACUACAGACUCCAUCUUCACUUCUUCCAGUGUGAAACAUGAUUCUGAUCAAAAGGGCUCCUCUGAAUGUUCACAUGUUUUCCAGAUUGUUAAAGUGGACGACAGAGAAGGAGACUCUCUACCCACCAACACAACUGAGGAGCAAAUUAAAGCAGAGCCUCAUGUACAAGACUUUGCAGCACCAGAACCAGACAGUGACUCUCAGCCUCUCUCUGUUGUAGCUCCAGACUGUCCGGCAGCUCAGAGUUUGGAGGAAGAGGAACAUGGAGGAAUGAUGCUUUUACAGAACAGAACACAAAACAAUGAGGCUCGUCCAAGGGACAAUAGACCACAGGGAAGUCACACAGAGAAACCUCAUCAGUGUCAACAAUGUAAGAGACGAUUUGCUGACAAAAGUGCUCUUCUUAAACACAUGAGAACACACUCAGGGGAGAAACCAUAUCAGUGUCAGGAGUGCAGUAAGAUCUUUAGCAGUAAACAUGCUUGGCUUGCCCAUACGAGGACACACACAGGGGAGAAACCAUAUCAGUGUCAGGAAUGUAGUAAGAUGUUUCGCACUAAAACCCAAUUAUUUGUCCAUAUGAGGACACACACAUGUGAGAGACCGUAUCAGUGUCAGGAAUGUAGUAAGAGCUUGAGUAGUAAGCAAAAUUUGAUUCGCCAUUUGAAAACACACACAGGGGAGAGACCAUAUCAGUGUCAGGAAUGUAAUAAGAGCUUUAUCUCAAAACACAAUUUGCUUGCCCAUUUGAAGGCACACACGUGUGAGAAACCAUAUCAGUGUCAGGUAUGUAGUAAGAACUAUAGCAGUAAACACACUCUGCUAGUCCAUAUGUGGACACACACAGGGGAGGGACCAUAUCAGUGUCAGGAAUGUAGUAAGAACUUUAGCAGUAAACAAAAUGUACUUGCCCAUAUGGCAAUACACACAUGUGAGAAACCAUAUCAGUGUCAGGAAUGUAGUGAGGGAUUUAGCAGUAAACACACACUACUAGUCCAUAUGUGGACACACACAGGGGAGAGACCAUAUCAGUGUCAGGAAUGUAGUAAGUUGUUUAACAGUAAACAAAGUCUAUUUGUCCACAUGAGGACACACACAGGGGAGAGACCAUAUCAGUGUCAGGAAUGUAGUAAGAGAUUUAGCUACAAACGUGUUCUCAUUAGGCAUAUGACAACACACACACAACGUUGACAUCUUUCCAUGAAACAAAGACCAUUUUGGGGGAAAGGGCUGCUGCUGAACUGAUGUUGUGUAAACCUAGCGUGUAGGACCUAAACCAACCUUCACCUAAACCUAGGGUGUAGGACCUAAACCAACCUUCACCUAAACCUAGGGUGUAGGACCUAAACCAACCUUCACCUAAACCUAGGGUGUAGGACAUAAACCAACCUCAA
Molecule: messenger RNA, 2064 nt
Organism: Osmerus eperlanus (European smelt)
Lineage: Eukaryota; Metazoa; Chordata; Actinopteri; Osmeriformes; Osmeridae
Product: zinc finger protein OZF-like
Exons: 3
Coding region: 104-1861 (585 amino acids)
Biological process (GO): urogenital system development; regulation of transcription by RNA polymerase II; embryo development
Cellular component (GO): nucleus
Molecular function (GO): RNA polymerase II cis-regulatory region sequence-specific DNA binding; DNA-binding transcription factor activity, RNA polymerase II-specific
Source: RefSeq, a predicted model, not a curated record